AUGCCGCCUACGAUUGCUGAAGUGAAGACUAGCCUGAAUUUUGUCUGGGGCAAGGAAAGUGACCUCAAUGAGACCUAUUCGUUUGAGUUUUCCAGCAGCACGUCGUGGUCGUGUGUGCGUCAAAAUGGUGCAGAAACGAGAAGGUUCCGCCUCGCCUUUGAUGCAGCAACUUCUAGGUUGUGGUGGGGGGAGUCUUACUUCAUGGAUCCAUCGGAUGUGGCUAAGCAGCCGGAACGGGUUCAAUGGUACAGAGCCGCGGAUCGUGCCAAGAAGCGUGCGGCUUUCUUGUGGAAGAGGCUGAGAGAGGCCCGGCCCCCCGCCGAGGCACGAAAGAGCCAGCCAACACCGACGCGACCCAAAGCGAAAGUUCUGCGAAAUCCGGUAAAUUCUGGAAUCUCGCGAACAGAGGCCGUGAUGCCAGCAAGCAAGGUCAAGACCUCUCCAGUUCCAUGGCCUGAGGUCGUCCUGGACCUAGAACAAGUGCUUGUGAUCUACAAGCCUCCGCACUGGAAGGUAGAGCUACCGCCCAAAGGAUCUCCAGAGGAAGGCCUCUAUCUGCCAAGUUGGCUGAAGGACAAGGUCUCGAGCAUCGACUCCAAACUUUUCGAAGAAGAGUCCAACCCGGCUCUUUCAGGAACAGGGUUUGGCCCUCUGUCCCACCGCAUCGACCAGGAGACGAGCGGGCCGUUGCUGGCAGCAAAGACUGCUGCUGCUCAACGGCACUUGCGCGCUCAGUUUCACAAAACUGAGAUCUCGAAGCGCUAUGCGUGUCUCGUCCACGGCCAUGUCCUUUCGCCCGAUGGGACAGUGGAUGCCAGCAUUCGCACUCUUCGAACGGAUGCCACGACUAGGUCAGAGAUUUCUAGUGCAGGCGACUGGGCAGAGACCCAGUACCAGGUCAUAGCGACGUUUGGAUCUGGCAGCGCAGGCAAAUACAGUCUGCUGGCCUGUGACAUAACUUCGGGUCGGACGCAUCAGAUCCGUGUACAUAUGCAACACUUGGGACAUCCACUUGUGUCCGAUGACAAGUAUGGACAUGCUGGGCAGCUGGAGAAGGACAGAAUGUGGUGUCCACGUCUGUUUCUGCACUCCUUCCGCUUGUGCUUCAGAGACUUGAGGAACGAAGCGCGAGAAGUUGUUUGCCCACUGCCUCCGGACUUGAAGGCAGCACUGGUCAAGCUUGGUGCUGCGAAUGCGGAGGCGCCGUCUUCGGACAUCCUGUUUGGCGAGACCUCUUGGCAGCGAGAGAUUUUUCGACCCCCGCUGACGGCUUGGCGGCCUGGAACGGAGGUGCAGCGGCAUUUGAUUUCCAUGCUCACGGGCAAGGACCAGCCCUUACCUCUCAGCGAGAUCAAUGCGGACACCGAGCUCAAGAGGCUUCUGGACAAGGAGAACUUGUCUUGUAUCAACAAGGCCUGGAUCGGAAGGAACUGGGAUGUUUUCGAGGCCGUUCCCUCACCUGAGGAUGGGCUUGCAGUGCGGCUCCGCCCACUGGCAGAAGGCUCUGAGCGGCAGCUUGAGCAGCAGAUCGAGGCCGUCCGUUCCGAGUGCGAGGAGCUACAGCGGCUAAAGCAGCGUGCCAUUGCUGAAGAACAGUAUCUACAGGCUGCUGAAAUCAAACGUCGGUUUGAAGCCGCUUCAGCCGAAAUGAGCUCCUUGCUCGCGCUCUGCGAGGACGAAAGCACCGUGAACGAAGACGCGUUGAAUGCUGAAGGAGGUCGAGCGAGUGCGGCCAGGUCGAAGAUCAAAGCUUUCGAGCAAGAUGUGCAUGAUGAGGCUCUUUUUCCAUCUCUGGCACCAGCACCAAAGCCACGUGCUGCACCAGAGAUUGAUGCCACACCGUCAGUUGCAGGUCCUGAUGUCAAGGUGCCAUCCCUGGAGGAGGCGAUCUUGGAGUUUCUGGACAGAAAGGAAGGCAACAUUGCCCACAUCAACGAGAUCAACAAUGAUCGCCAUCUUCGGGAGGUAAUGGCCCAGCAGGUGCCCAAGCCCAUCUCAGCAGUGAACAAGGUCUGGCUGAAACAGCAUGAGACCGUGUUUACCCUCUUUCGAGCCCAGGACAAUGAGAUGUACGUUGCUAGGACACAGGCUGUGGCUGAUCAGAAGAAGGCUAGGGCCAAAGCCCGAGUGCAGGGGGGAGACCAGAAGAAACCGCUAGCAUACCACCAGGUCAUCCAGAAGGCCGACAAGUUGGCGGCCCCUUUGGUGUACCAGUACGGUGGUGCAGUCAAGCCGACCCCAGAGCAGGAGGAAAGUGGGCCUUGGCAAGAAAGGCUGCGUCAAGCUUUACAGGCGGCGGGUCCACUCGAGGUUCCAGAGCUGCUUCGAGCUGUCCCACUCUUCACAGCCGCGACGGGUGCUACACGGCCUUGGCAGCAACAGGAGCUACUUGUGACAUUUCUUCAGACGUGGCCGCAGCUCUUCAAAGUGGAGAAGCAUGGCUCGGGAGCUGACCGGAAGUACAUGGUAUCACUGAAGUGA
Molecule: messenger RNA, 2481 nt
Organism: Symbiodinium natans
Lineage: Eukaryota; Dinophyceae; Suessiales; Symbiodiniaceae
Source: the annotation of a GenBank genome assembly